This is a messenger RNA of Colletotrichum karsti, 1005 nucleotides long. RefSeq lists its product as uncharacterized. The transcript has a single exon. The record is from RefSeq and is a predicted model, not a curated record. Lineage: Eukaryota; Fungi; Ascomycota; Sordariomycetes; Glomerellales; Glomerellaceae. Bases 1 to 1005 code for a protein of 334 amino acids.
AUGAGCGACCCCCAAGAGGCAGCAUUGAUAGCAGAGGUGAGAGCAGCCGCAAAAGCAGCGCGCGCCCGGCCGCCCCGCGUCCCCUCGCCGACAGCCGAGCUCUGCGACGUGUGCCUCAGACCCUACAACCACUGGAUCGUCAACGCCCAUUACUGCUCCGUCUUCGACGAGAUCGAGAUCCUAUGGCAGAAGACCAACGCCAAGCGCGAAAAGCACCGCAAGGCCCUCUGCAAGCUCCGGGAGGAUAACCCCCAGCACCAGGACGCGGCGCGCGACGCCGACACCGUGGACUACAUGAUCCGGCGUUUGCACGAGGCGGGGUGCGAGCUGGCGCCUGCCGUCAGCCUCAACAUGGAGCGUCUCCGUCUGAACAGGAUUCGGGAUUGGGAGGAGGCGUCCGAGCGCAACGAGAAGCUCGAGAAGGCGAUGGAUCGUGCGCGCAACGAAGAGAGCAAGGCGCAGGCCUUCUUUGAGAGCACGCUUAUUCUUCGUCACUUUGGUUUGAUGGAGAAGUACGGGCGGAAUGCGGUGAGGGCGACGCGGUUGAUAGGCGAGAUCGUGGAUCUCGAGCCUGAACAGCAGCAGGAGGAGGAGGGGCAGCGGGAGAAAAAGCCUGAUCUCCCGGCGAAGAAGGAGGAAGAGGAAAGGGGGGAGGGGGAUGGAACACUCGCGAGCGCAGUACAGCCAGUCGUGCCGGGUCGAAGAGCUGGAGGGUCAACAUAUAUUCAUCCUCCGGCGAAGGAGGAGGAGGAGGAAGAGAUGGGAACAAUUUCAGGCGCAGUGCAGCCGGCUGUGCCGGAGCGAAGGGCUGCUGAAGGAUCGAGAGUAGCUGGUUCUCCGGUAAAGAAGGAAGAGGAGGAAGAGGCAAUGAGAUCUGUGAACGCGGUCGCGCCGGGCCCCGACGAAUCCAUCAACUGCGGGAAGGCCGGAGAGGACUCCGCGAAGGACGUCUCGCAGAAUACAGCCGUACUCGACCUGAGUAUCACGGUGAACAACGGACGAUGA